Pteropus alecto (black flying fox) is the source of this 3079-nucleotide messenger RNA. It is a transcript of the gene CHTF8, whose product is annotated as chromosome transmission fidelity factor 8. Gene Ontology annotation, biological process: mitotic sister chromatid cohesion. The coding region runs from base 152 to 631 and encodes 159 amino acids. Gene Ontology annotation, cellular component: Ctf18 RFC-like complex. The transcript has 3 exons. The record is from RefSeq and is a predicted model, not a curated record. NCBI's taxonomy places the organism in Eukaryota, Metazoa, Chordata, Mammalia, Chiroptera, Pteropodidae.
AAAGGUUUUUAAAAAUGCAGGUUUCCAGGUCCUACUCCACAGCUCCAGGAUUCCAAUCUCUUGGAGGUGAGGGAGAGACAGUAGGAAUUUGCACUUUAGCGAGCACUUCUCCCUAACUCUACUGCUAAGUUUGCAAAAUCACAGACAAACUAUGAUAGUGUUGGUGGGGCCGAUGGGGCCAGUAGAAUCGAGAGCUCCUCAAGGAGGAACAGGACUUGUAGUGAUAUGUCAACUACCCCGCCCACCCCACGCUUGCAGCCAACAUACGCACUCGGCAAGGGUCGGGGCCGGGUCUCAUUCACCCCUCACUCGUCUCCCUGCAAGGUUAGGAACCCGCGAGCAGAACAGCUUAUUAUCAGUUGCUUUUAAAAGACGGAAGGCUCAUGGUGCAAAUUGUUGUUUCCAGGGAAUCCCUGUUCUGAUCGUGGGGCAUCAUAUCCUGUAUGGGAAAAUCAUCCACCUGGAGAAACCUUUUGCUGUCCUUGUCAAACAUACUCCUGGGGAGCAGGAUUGUGAUGAGCUUGGCUGCGAGACUGGCACCCGGUACUUGGUGACAGCACUCAUCAAAAAGAAGAUCCUUUUCAAAACUCGCCCCAAGCCCAUUAUUACCAACGUCCCCAAGAAAGUAUGAAAGAACCCCGGAUUUUCCCUAGAGAGCGGCCAACUCCUUGGACUCGUGCUCCACUGCCACCUCGAGGACGACUCGACGGUUCCCUGGGACCACAGGGGGGUCCUGUUCUAAACACAGGCCACCCACUGAGCAUGAACUCAGAUUCCUUCCUUAUGGCAGCCGGUUCUCUUGGGGGAAAUCUGGCCCCAUUUCCAAGGAACCCAUCUCCUUUUCCAACUUCAUUAGGCUCAUUGGCUUCGAAUCCAGCACCUUUCCCUGCUGGUGCUCGUGACCCACCCAUGGCUUCUUUACCAAGGGGGAUGAAUCCCGCUGGCACAGGUGCAGUUUCUUUCCCGAGGCCAGGUGGUCUCUUGGGCCCAGGCCCAGGCCCAACUCUAAACCCUAGAGCAGGGGCUCUUCCAGGCCCAGGGCCUCUGUCUAACCCAAGGUUGGGUCUCCCAGGGCCAAGUCCUAUGUCCAACUCAAGGGCAGGUGGUCUCCUGGGAACGGGUCCUGACUCUAGAAGUGGUGGUCCCAUGGGCCCUGGAUCUGGACCCAAUCUGAGAGCAGGUGUCCUGUUGACUUCUGGGAAUGGUCCUCCCAAUACUAGACCUGUUGGCCUGGGCCCUGGACCAAGUCCCAGUUUGAGAUCAGGUUUUGUAGGUACAAACCCUGCCCCAAGGUCAGGUAUAUUUCCAGGCCCCACCCUUGGGCCCAACCCAAGGGCAGGUGGCCUGGGCCCAGGCCUUGGGCCUAACACAAGGGCAAGUGGCCUAGGCCCAGGCCCUAAUUUGGACACCAGAGCAGGUGGCCUCUUAGGCACAGGAUCUGGUCUUAACUUAAGAAUGGGUGGACCUCAAGGCCUAGAUCUUGCCCCCAUUCUAAGAGCAGCAGGUCUUUUAGGAGCAAAUUCAGCUUCUUUCUCACAGGCCUCUGGAAACAUGGGCACAAGCCCAUCUUCCAUGGCAAGAAUACCUGGCCCCAUAGGCCCAAACUCGGGUCCUGGCACUCGGGGAAUUGGCCUCCCAGGGCCAAAUCCAUCUCCCUUGUCAAGGGCUCCUGGCCCCAUAGGCCCUAAUUCAGCUCAUUUUUCAAGGCCAGCUGGCCCCAUGGGGGUAAAUACUAAUCCCUUUCCGAGGGGGACAGGUUCAGGGGGCCUGAACCCAGCUGCCUUUUCUCAGUCUUCUGGCACAUUGGCUUCAAACCCAGCUACCUUCCAGAGGUCUGCUGGCCUCCAGGGCUCAAAUCCAGCAAUUUUCCCAAGAGCCUCUGGACCACUAGGACCCAACCCAGCUAACUUCCCAAGGGCCACUGGCUUACAGGGUCCAAGCCCAGCUACCUUCCCAAGGUCUACUGGCCCAUUAGGCCCUGGUCAGGUUACUUUCCCCAGGUCAGCUCCUGGGCCUCUGGGCUCUUCUCCAGCAGGCCCUGUGGGUAUCAACCCAGCUUCUUUUGCAAGGCCAACUGGGAACCUGGGUCUAAACCCAGCUUCCUUUCCAAGGAUGAAUGGCCCUGUAGGCAAGACUUUGGUCCCAUUUCCUAGAGUGGGGAGUCUCCCUGGCACAAACCCAGCUGCUUUUCCCAGACCAGGGGGUCCAAUGGCUGCAAUGUACCCAAAUGGAAUGUUACCCCCUUAAACAGCAUUUUCUUUCCAGGACCACCUUGGUUUCCAGGCAUCGUGGUUCUGGCAACGGCUCUGUUUUAGAUAAAAGGGUAGUUAUGGAGCUACAGUCUGAAGUACAUAGCUGGGGCUCACAUUCAAAUGAGCCAUUUUUUCCCCUCUGCUUCUUUCUUGAUUGAAGGUGAAAUGUUAUUUGUGGGACAUGGACUUCGGCAGGUGGGAAUGAUCCUGGCCUUGAAAGAAAGGAUCUCCAGCCUUCCAGAAGCCUGCUGUGCUUGUCCCACAGCCCUCUGCCCCUUGUUUCUUACUAGUUUCUUGAAUUGUUCUUGUGGACUUUUCCUCAGGGAUACAUUGGCCUGCAGGUCCCAGUUCAUAUGUAGUCCCCUGCUCACCACUGGAGAAUCAGCUCACUGCUCUCUAGAAAUGUUACAUUGGUGAAUGGACCAUGCUUCAGCAGCUCGAACCUGGGCAGCUUGGACCUGGUCAUCCUCUACUGCCAUACCUUUCCCUGGGGGCUUGAACACAGAACAGGGAGGUGGGCAACCACUUCAGAGACCCACCAAAUACAGUUCUUGCUUGACUGACUGGUCAUGCAGCUUCCUUCUCCAGGACUCAGAGAGGAGGCCAGAAUCACAGCUCUACUGCUCAUCCAACUCCCUCUUCACUGAUUCUCCCAAUCAAAGAACCUCAAAAUUUAAACUGAUGUGGAUGGGAAUUGGGGUGGGGGGUGGGGGGAAUGAAGGGGAGAAAUCACUGUGCUUUGUUCAGCCUGAUGUGAAAGGAUGGUGGUGUUUUUCCUGCAUUGUAUCUUUUCUUACUGUUUCUUUAAUAAAUGGGAAGAGAAGGCU